Scomber japonicus (chub mackerel) is the source of this 4263-nucleotide messenger RNA. RefSeq names its product RPGRIP1 like (gene rpgrip1l). The transcript has 26 exons. Gene Ontology annotation, biological process: non-motile cilium assembly; retinal rod cell development. The record is from RefSeq and is a predicted model, not a curated record. Gene Ontology annotation, cellular component: photoreceptor connecting cilium. NCBI's taxonomy places the organism in Eukaryota, Metazoa, Chordata, Actinopteri, Scombriformes, Scombridae. The coding region runs from base 62 to 3850 and encodes 1262 amino acids.
CUGUUUGUUUUCUGUAGCAACGAAAGAAAAACAUCUAAAAGUCUCCGUUAACGGUUUCAGGAUGUCUGCAGCUGAUGAACCCGUCAGAGACUUCACACUGAACCUGAACCGACCUGCAGAUCCGUUCGGGUACCAGAAUGCUCGAGCAUGUCAGGACAUCUCGCGGGCGUCACGGGAGGAGCUGGAGGACCGGUUCCUGCGCCUCCACGAGGAGAAUCUGCUCCUCAAACAGCAGAUUCACAAACAGGACGACAAGAUCAAGAAGCUGGGCACGAAGCUGAUGAGGCUGGUGAAGGAUCGCGGCCGGAUGGAGCAGCUGGCGGCGGGCGGCGCUCAGCCAGUGUCCAGGCUGCGGGACGUGGAGAUGGAGGAGAUGAUGGAAGAGCUCCAGGAGAAGGUCAGAGGGCUGCAGGCUGAGAACGAGAGACUGAAACAGCGCCUCCUGGUGUCCAAACAGCAGCUCCUUAACUCCCAGAGCAGGAGGCCGAGUCCUUACGGCCACGUCCAGCCACGAGUCAACUCUGGGACGAACAGGCUGCGAGACGACGCGUCCUCGCCUUCUCACACACGACCCAAAAGUACCAGGAGUCUGGAAGGAGCCGGCAGACCUCCAACCGGCCAGCUGCCUCGAUACGGACACAGUCUGCUGGAGGAAGCCCGAGCCGAGAUCCGGAACCUGGAGAACGUGGUGGAGUCUCAGCGCAGCCUGAUGGAGCAGAGGGAAGCAGCGUCGGAGAACCUGCGUGAGGAACUGAGGAAGAAAGAAGAAGAGUUUGAAGAACGUCUCCUGAUGGUCCGCCAGCAGCAGACCUCCAACGUCAGGUCUCAUGUGAACAGCAACGUGCUGAUGAUCAAACUUCAGAAGCAGCUCGCUGACAGAUCCAACACCGUCACGGAGCUGGAGGGUCGCUUCCUCCAGAUCCAAGAGAGUCAGAGGAGUCUGAAGCUCAGCCACGACGCCGCCAUGCUGAAGGUGGACGAGCUGUCGUCUCAGCUCAAAGAAGAACGUCUGAAGAGUUUAGAGCUGGAGAACCGGCUGCAGCGCUCCGUCAUGUCCAAGAAGAGCGUGGAGCAGCUGCAGGAACGACUCAGCGAGCUGCAGCAGGAGAAAGAUCUGCUGCAGGAAACCAACGACAGGCUGCUCAACAGCGCGUUGGACGUCUCUCAGCAGCAGAAGUGGUUCGUUCAGGAGCAGCAGCUGCGUCUGCAGGUUUCUCAGCUGGAGGCGGCGCUGCAGGCCGACCUCGUCGACAAAAACCAGAUCCUCGACAAAAUCAAGACUGAGAGGGACACCAAUGAGAAGCUGACAGAAGAGAAUCAGAAGCUUCGUCUUCAGUUUAUGGAACAGAAGCAGCGACUGGAAGAGCUGACACACAGCAGGGAGAGUGAGUACGACGUGGAUGAACUUGCAGAAGCUCUGCUGCUGGUGAAGAAGCGUAGAUGUGAGCAGAGCUCUGAGCUCAGCUUCCUGAAGCUCGACGCAGCGAGCGGCUCUCAGAGCUCCGUCGCUGAGCUGCGAGCCGCUCACGCUGAAACCAUCCAGGAGCUGGAGAAGACCCGAAACCUGCUGAGCAUGGAGAGCCAGAUCUGCAGGGACUACAAGGCGGAGCUGCAGGCGGAGCUGCGGAGGAUGGAGAGCGAGCGGCGGGAGUCUGAACACAAACUGCAGCAUCAGGCGGAGCUGCUGGACGGCAGAGCGGCCCGGAUCAGGAAGCUGGAAGCUCAGCUCAGAGACAUCGCCUACGGAACCAAAACCUACGGAACCAAAACCUACGGAACCGAAGCAGCCGUGAACGAGGAGGAGGAGGAGGAGGAGGAGGAGUUAGAGCGAGGAGCGAACCUGGUGGAGCUGCAGAUAGUCAGUGCGGUUCUGUCGGAGUCGGCCCUGGAGGUUCUGGGUGAUGGGGAACCCUCCACCUUCUGCACCUACUCCUUCUACCGGUCUGACCUGCACUCCACUCCGGUGGCCGCGGGCCAGAACCCUCAGUACGGCUUCACAUCCAAGUACGUGGUGAGCAUGGACCAGGACUUCCUGGACUACCUGCACAGGUUCUCUGUCAGCGUGGAGAUGCAUCAGGCUCUGGGACUCGACUGGAGAACCGUGGCCACCGGCAAGCUGCAGCUGCAGCAGCUCCUGGACCAGAACGGGAAGGUGCAUGGAACCAUAACGCUGGUCGGUUCCUGCGAGGAGGCGCGGUGCUUCGGCUCGGUGGAUUACUGGAUGAGGUUCAAGAUGCCGAUGACACAAACUCUGCGUCUGUAUAAAGAGAAGCUCAAGCCAAUCAGCAGCAGCUGGAACGAACUCAUGAUCAGUGUUCAGCGCUGCUCAGACCUGCAGUCCGGUUCCCUGCAGUCCGGUUCCCAGCAGCCCGGUUCCCAGCAGUCCGGUUCCCAGCAGUCCGGUUCCCAGCAGCCCAGCUCCUACGUGGUCUACAAGUUCUUUGACUUCCCCGACUAUCCUACCGCCACCGUCCACGCCUGCCGCCAUCCGCAGUUCCACGACGUCAAGUCCUACUCGGUCCACAUGGACGAGGAGCUGGACCGGUACCUGAAGUCCGAGGUUCUUCAGUUCUACGUGUUUGACUCCGAAGAGGAGCAGACGGACGUGUAUUUGGGCAAAGCUCGCGUUCCUCUGCUGCCUCUGAGCCAGAACCGCAGCAUCAGCGGUGCGCUGCAGCUCAUCGACUCUUCUGGACUUCCUGUCGGCCAUCUUGAAGUCACACUGAAGUGGAGGGAAGCGUACUUCUGUCCUGCCGGCUCCAUCACAGCUGGAGAGGAGAAGCAUGAGGAGGAAGAGGAACCAAAGCUCAGGCCGAGGACCCGGCUGAAGGACGGACCGGGGACCCUGCCGAAGGACGGACCGGGGACCCUGCCGAGGGACGGACCGGGGACCCGGCUGAAGGACGGACCGGGGACCCUGCUGAAGGACGGACCGAGGGACGGACCGGGGACCCUGCCGAGGGACGGACCGGGGACCCGGCUGAAGGACGGACCGGGGACCCUGCUGAAGGACGGACCGGGGACCCGGCUGAAGGACGGACCGGCUGCUAAAAAGGUCACAUUCAUAGAAGCAGGCGACCAGACUGAAGCUCGGAGCUCAGCAGCUGAAAAGAUGGAGGAAGAGGAAGAGGAAGAGGAGGAGGAGUCUCACGUCUCUGAAGGACAGCUGGCAGCGAGCGCUCAGUCCUGCUCCGAUGACUCCGACGUUUCUGAGGAGAUUAUUGAAGAUGUUGAGGAAGUCCCAGCAGCUGCAGAGGUUCAGAGAGAGUCGAGCCAGUCGGACAGCGAUGACUGCAUCGUUCAUGGGCCGGCCGUGGGGAGGAAGGCCUCGGACCGCGUGCGGGUGGAGGUGGUGUCUCUGAGCCUCCGCCCGGACGCUCGCGUGUCUCGGGACGCCAGCGUCGUCCGGCUGUUUGUAGAAUAUUCCUUCCUGGAUCUACCGACAGAGGAAACACCCGUAUCCCUGCCGAAACCUGGACCCGGCAAAACCAUCAACUACAACUACAGCAAAGUCGUUCCGGUGGACGCAGAGACACACGGAGCCAGACGGCAGCUGCUCAGAGGAAUCCUGCAGGGACGGAACCCGGCCAUGGAGAGGGUCAGGUUCACGGUGGUCAGUGAGCCUCCUGAGGAAGAGGAGCAGGACAGAGAGUGUGAAGAUGUGGGCGUGGCCUAUCUGAGGAUCCCUGAAGUCCUGGAGACACACGGAGACCUGCUGGAGACCAGUCUGCCCAUUUCAGGUGUGGAGGACAGUGAGGUUCUCGGGAGUCUUGUUGUGUCUCUGGAAGGUUACGAUGCUCUGCUGUCCAUCAUGAAGGAGGCGGAGCUACAGCCUCUGACAUCAUCAUGAAGGAGGCGGAGCUACAGCCUCUGACAUCAUCAUGAAGGAGGCGGAGCUACAGCCUCUGACAUCAUCAUGAAAGAGGCGGAGCUACAGCCUCUGACAUCACCAUGAAGGAGGCGGAGCUACAGCUCUGACAUCACCAUGAAAGAGGCGGAGCUACAGCCUCUGACAUCACCAUGAAGGAGGCGGAGCUACAGCUCUGACAUCACCAUGAAAGAGGCGGAGCUACAGCUCUGACAUCACCAUGAAAGAGGCGGAGCUACAGCUCUGACAUCACCAUGAAAGAGGCGGAGCUACAGCUCUGACAUCACCAUGAAAGAGGCGGAGCUACAGCUCUGACAUCACCAUGAAAGAGGCGGAGCUACAGCUCUGACAUCACCAUGAAAGAGGCGGAGCUACAGCUCUGACAUCACCAUGAA